CUCAGAGGGCAACUCUCCACCGCGGGGGCUUUGGGUGACAUCACAUCCUCCAAAUUCGACGUUGCCUUGCAGCAGGCCCGCCAGAGCGCGCGACUUCCCCACUCCGCGUGCCCCUGGGCGAGGAGCGCGAUGGCCCCGCGGGGGAGCGCCUGGCUGCUGCUGCUGCUGCUGCUGCAGGUGGCCCUGCUGCUGGAUGCCGCUGAGGCCCAAGGGAACCAGUUCCGAAUGUCGCCCUCCCAGCUGGUCGCGCGAGUCGGGGACAAGGUGACCCUGCGCUGCGAAGUGCUGCUGCCCAACGCACCUUCGAGCUGCUCAUGGCUCUUCCAGCCCCGCCAAGUCUCCAGGAGCCCCACGUUUCUCCUGUACCAGAUGAUAUCCCGGACAAAGUUUGCCCAGGGGCAGACGCGGUUGAGCAGCUCGAAGAGCGGCAACACCUACACCCUCACCCUGACUGGCUUCCAGCAGCAGGACGAAGGCUAUUAUUUCUGCUCGGUAUCCGCCAACAUGAUGCUCUACUUCAGCCCUUUCAUUCCUGUCUUCCUGCCAGCCGCUCCCACCACGCCUCCCCCUCCGCCUCCCCCCACGCCGGCGCUCAGCACGCUGCCCCCGUCAGCGCGCCCCGAGACUUGUGUGCCCUCCAAGGGCCGCUCAGGCGUGAGCUGGCUGGAUCUGGACUGUGAUACUCACAUCUGGGCACCCCUGGCCGGCACAUGCGUGGUCUUUCUUCUGUCCCUGGUCAUCACUAUCGUUUUCCACUGCAGGAGCAAACGUCGCGUUUGCAAAUGUCCCAGGCCCCAAGUCAGAACUGAAAGCAAGCCCAUCCCUUCAGAGAAAAUCGUGUAACAUGGUGCCCCGCCUGUGUGACAGCUGCUGCAUGACUUCAUACUGAGAUCGUUCCUUGACAGCAAGUGCUUUUCUUUGGGGCUUUCUAGUCUUCCUUCCUAUGUAUUCAUUCUCAAUACUGUUUUGGGGACGGAGUGGGAAAGAGUUUUUUCUUCAGUUAUUUGAUUAAAAAAACAUGUAGCAUCUGCAGUUCACGGGGGUCACAGUACCCUUGUACAUACCUAGUGGGGAGAGUGAGGUUCUCAUAUGCUGGACUCUAUCCCUGCACUCACUUGAGUGUGAGUGGCACCAGGACGUCCCUCCCUAGUCACACCUUCUACUCACUUGAGCUCAGGGGCCAUCCUAUUCUAUAUAUAUGGCCCAGACCAAAGUACAUGCAGCCCCUUUUGGAACCAAUAACAAGCCUGAUUUAUCUGCACAGACUGUAGUGUUCCUGUCAUCCACUUCUGUCCAUGGCCUUCAAUAAAUGUAACUGGU
Molecule: messenger RNA, 1320 nt
Organism: Octodon degus (degu)
Lineage: Eukaryota; Metazoa; Chordata; Mammalia; Rodentia; Octodontidae
Gene: Cd8a
Product: CD8a molecule
Exons: 6
Coding region: 130-843 (237 amino acids)
Source: RefSeq, a predicted model, not a curated record